GUGCAAGAAUAUUGCAGUUGGAUUCUGUUAUUUCUUGGAGUGCCGAGUGAAUGCUAUGAUGUGCAAGGGCAGCCCCAGCAGUGCCACCUGUCAGUGUCCAUCAGUGACAGCUCUCAGUGCUCAUCCAUGCCACAUAUCAGUGCCCAUCUGAGCUGCCUAUCAGUGCCAGUCAGUGCCGCCUAUCAGUGCCAUAUGAGUGCUGCCUUUCAGUUCCCAUCAGUGAUGCCUGUCAAUGCCCAUCGGUGCCACCUACCAGUGCAGCCUAUCAGUGCCCAUCACUGCAGCCUCAUUAGCGCACAUAAGUGAAGGAGAAAAAUCACUUAUUUACAAAAUUUUAAAA
Staurois parvus is the source of this 340-nucleotide messenger RNA. Lineage: Eukaryota; Metazoa; Chordata; Amphibia; Anura; Ranidae. The record is from the annotation of a GenBank genome assembly.